Colius striatus (speckled mousebird) is the source of this 4168-nucleotide messenger RNA. It is a transcript of the gene RASGEF1A, whose product is annotated as RasGEF domain family member 1A. Lineage: Eukaryota; Metazoa; Chordata; Aves; Coliiformes; Coliidae. The record is from RefSeq and is a predicted model, not a curated record. The transcript has 13 exons. Gene Ontology annotation, molecular function: guanyl-nucleotide exchange factor activity. Gene Ontology annotation, biological process: positive regulation of GTPase activity; Ras protein signal transduction. Gene Ontology annotation, cellular component: plasma membrane. Bases 79 to 1539 code for a protein of 486 amino acids.
GGCGGCAGCUCCGCCGCGGGCGGGCGGGCAGAGCUGUCAGCCGCGGGGCCGCCGGCACCGCCGCCCCUACCCACGCGUAUGUACACGGCGCCUAGGAAAAUGAGGGAAACUAUGCCCCAGACACCGAUAUUUUCCAGCAUGCUUGGUUCCAGUUGUAGUGGACAAGUACAGCCAGAUAUGGGAGAGAGGUGUGUGGACCCUGUUUAUCAGGAUGGGAACCUUGUUUCUGGAUCACUGGAGGCCUUGAUUGAGCGCCUGGUGCCUACCAUGGACUAUUAUCCAGAUAGGACUUACAUCUUCACUUUCUUAUUGAGCUCACGAGUCUUCAUUCACCCACACGAGCUCCUAGCUAAAGUGGGGCAGAUCUGCAUUAAACAGAAGCAGCAGCUAGAAACCGGGACUGAGGCAGAAAAGGCAAAGCUAAAGUCCUUCGCUGCCAAAAUCAUUCAGCUCCUGAAAGAAUGGACCGAAACUUUCCCCUAUGACUUCCAAGAUGAAAAAUCCAUGAAAGAGUUGAAGGAGAUUGCUCACAGGAUCACACAAUGUGAUGAGGAAAAUGGAACAGUGAAAAAGAUCAUUAGCCAGAUGACACAGAACCUCCUGAUGGCCCUCUCUGCACGGAGCCAAUACCAGGAAAUCAGAGAGAAAUUCCGGCAACCUGUUACCGACAAAGGCACCAUCCUCAAAACCAAGCCACAGUCAACUCAGAAGGACAUCCUGAGUGUCUGCUGUGACCCUCUGAUCUUGGCACAGCAGCUGACAUACAUUGAACUGGAAAGGGUGAGCAACAUUUACCCAGAGGAUCUGAUGCAGAUUGUCAGCCACAUGGACUCCCUGGAUAAUCACAAGUGCCGAGGCGAUGUGACCAAAACCUAUAAUUUGGAGGCCUAUGACAAUUGGUUCAAUUGUCUCAGCAUGCUGGUGGCUACAGAGAUUUGUCGGGUUGUGAAGAAAAAGCAGCGUACAAGAAUGGUGGAAUUUUUCAUUGAUGUGGCAAGAGAAUGCUUCAAUAUUGGAAACUUCAACUCAAUGAUGGCCAUUAUCUCUGGCAUGAACUUGAGUCCUGUGGCACGGCUAAAGAAAACUUGGUCCAAAGUCAAAACAGCCAAAUUUGAUGUCUUAGAGCAUCACAUGGAUCCAUCCAGCAACUUCUGUAAUUACCGCACAGCCCUGCAAGGAGCAGCACAGCGAUCUCAGACUGCCAACAGCAACCGAGAGAAAAUAGUCAUCCCGGUUUUCAACCUCUUUAUUAAAGAUAUCUACUUCCUGCACAAAAUACACACAAACCGCUUGCCCAACGGGCAGAUAAACUUCAAGAAGUUCUGGGAGAUUUCAAGACAGAUUCAUGAUUUCCUGACAUGGAAGCAAGUUGAAUGCCCUUUUGAAAAGGACAAGAAGAUUCAGAGCUACCUGCUGACAGCACCCAUUUACAGUGAAGAAGCUCUGUUCAUUGCAUCCUUUGAAAGUGAAGGUCCAGAAAACCACAUGGAAAAAGACAGCUGGAAAACACUCAGGACAACUCUGCUUAACAGAGCCUGAGACUUUGUGGAUCCGAUCUGCAGACUUUGAAGCACAUGGAAUGAACGUGUUUUUACAGCCUGAAAGACUUGGACUGAGCUAAGAAAGGCCUCACUGGCUGAGGUCUGUUUUGUAUAUACAGUAUCUUUUAUGAAAUCAAACGUGGUAAAUAUUUCACAUGUCAACCUUAAGGCACUUAAGUGAAGGGUUUUGGGUUUUUUUUUUAUUUUCAAUAAGGGCAGGGCCCUGUUCUCAGAGAUGAAAUGUAUCAUGGGAGACAGUAUCCCUGGGGAGAUCUUAUUCUAUCAGCAUCCAAAUUUUUAUUUUUUAUUACUUCCACCAAAAUCAACACAAAUUAAAAACACACAUCCCAACUAAAGACAGCGUUCAGGCUAAAUACUCCAUUGGACCGGUAUCCUGCAGAACACUCAGCGUGUCUCUCUAGCUUUGGAGUGAAGGGUUUCCUUCAAAUCAGCGGUACUCUUCACAUCUGUCAGUCAGUGUUUAUAGAGUCGAGGCCUCAGACAUCUGCAGUAAGCAUGUUCCUCUCCUACAUCAGAAUAUAGUGCCUUACAAGGUACUGACAUCCUUUAGUGUACCUUCUGUUACGCUGGACUGGAAGUAAAGAAAAUAAAGAUAUGGAUGUCUCGAAACCAGCUACAAUGUACUUUUUAAAUGAAACGGAGAAUAUGGCACAUGAAGUAGAGUAUACCUGCCUGUAACAUUGAUGGUGCAGCAAACAUAUUUUUGUUACAUGAUUUAAAGAGAUGAGAUGGGGUAACUGCUGGGGGAUGUGUGUUUGUGUGCGAGUAUGUGUGUGUGCAUGUGUGAAGAUGCACACCUGUCUACGUUUUAAUACUUCUGGGAACUAUCCUUUAAAUUCUGGCUGUCAGAAUAGUUUGUGUUUUCCUUUUGAAAAAAAAACAAUCAGGGAUUUUUUUCUUUUGUUGAGGAGAAGGAUGUCUAACCUAGAUUAUCUCUGCAAAACAGGCUUAAUACUUUCUUUGAAAACAGUUUUUGGAAAAUAAUAAUCAUACAUGAGCUCGAGAGAGGGAAGUGAACUCAGAUGUCCACUUUGAACUUAAGGCUAAAGUUUCCAAAGAAGCUUAAGAAGAGUUCAUCACCACUGAACUGGUCAUUUCAUUCCCUUGGUUCCUUUGAAUAGUCUGCACUUAACAGACAAUUGAAGCAACGACCAACUACUGCUAUAAAGCCUUUUGUAGUAUUUUGCAAGCCAUGAUUAACUGGGAUCUAAGGGAAAACACCAAGAGGAAUUGGUCAGACCUUUGGACCCAGGUCAGCACCAAAAUUGGAGGCAAUCUGUGAACAGGUUGAUGCCAGUUCUCUCUAAUUUACCCUUUUAGUCUUGAGUUUACAUCUAAUUUGGCUAUCCAAGUGAGCACCUGAGGAGCUGAUGUUAUGCUAAGACUCAAGGUAUUCAUUUCCAGGAAGAAAUACACAGUUCGGGAUUUAAUUUCUCACCUGACCUCUGAAUUAAAGAGAAAAACCUCAGAUUAAAAACUAUUUUGUGUAAUGAACAAAACUACCCAUGAAUAUCUACUGUCCUUUCCACUAAUUGUUCUCUCGAGGCUUGAGAGCUGGAUAUAAUAACUCAUAACAACUUGACCCAGACAUAUAUAAAAGAAUAUUUUUGUUAUUUCUUAUUUAAACAAGGCACUCUAGAGUCUUUAGUGGUUACAGCCUCCCAGGACCUUGCAGGGGACCUCUGCACAAGCUUCUUUAAAAAUGAUCCAUUCUAAGCAGAUGGGAUUUAUCUUGUUCCGCCUUCUGUUGCAGAAGGGGCAAGACUUGCUGGACUGAGGGUCUGGUUUAUUGCAGUCCAGUAGACUCUUCUUGCUGAGUGCCUACAGCUAUUUCAUGUAGCAUCUGCGAUCACUCAGUAGAAGUUAUUUGCUGUGUUGGCGCUGUACUACGGUAAAAAAUUAAGCCUUCCCUCUCUCCCUGUUCAGCUCCCCUCUUGACAAAUACUUCGAGGAAUAAGUUGAGGUAAGGAAGGGAGAUAAAUCAACAUUUUGCUAUUCCCAUAGCAUUGACAAAGAGAAAACAAAAGCAAGUAAUGUCAUGAAGGAGGAAGAAGUGGAAUACCAACUGUUAACAAGAACAGCCCAGAAAAUGGGAAGGGAUAAUUCUUAUGAUCUGCUGCUAUUUUUCCUGUGCUGAGGUACUGACCUUCAGCUCUGGAUUAGAGUAAGAAUAUUUAUACUGUAUUAUUACAGUGUUUUGCACUUUCAGAGAUGUUCUAGCUAGUAACAUUGCCGGACACUAUAAGAGGGAUUGUAUAUCAGCUUGUUUAUGUAACUGAAGUUUAAAAGGGAUGCUUAAGAUUUAAGGAAAAAAAUAUAUAUAUUUGAAAUGCAAUUUUAGAACACUUUCUGUAAAUGUAUAACGAAAAGCUUUCACAUGAAUGUGCACUUCACUGGUCAAUCAGUCCUAGUAUAUACUUGAAAUCAAUGCAGUAUCGACAUUGGUUCCUUUUUAUUUCUCCUCCCUCGGUUUGAUACGUUUCUUCAAUGCCGUGGUUUGCGAUUCUGAGCUGAAACGCUAACUAUAAAGCUGUACCAUAAAGCAGGAUAUUCCGUGUUUGACUGGAUGUGCUUGCAUUAAUAAAAUACAACUUGCUUCAACCAGG